AUGAAGUCUCAGACGUCUCGUGUUCCUCGUAAAUUGCACUUCUUGAACCCGGUGUUCAACUGUCCGUGGGACAACUCGGUGUACCAUGAAAACGCUCGUCACUACGCCGACUUUAAGGCUCGUCUGCUGGCCUGUCUCCGACGUCGACGCGUCGAGCGGGACAUCCGUGACGACGCCAUGGCCCGCAAAUACGCUGACGUUGGUGCAGGCUGGCAAGCCCGUGUCGACAAAUUGGAGGCUCAUGCUCGUCGUCGACGUGACGACGCGAAAUCCCGCGACGUGUUCGAAAAGGUUUUCCCCGAGUUGCGGAAGCAGCGAGAAGAUAAGGAGCGGUUUUCGCGGGUCGGUUCCCGAGUGAAGAGCGACGCGGACAUGGAAGAGAUCAUGGACUCGUUGCAGGAGCAGGAGCAGGAGGAGAAGCGGGCCAGGCAGAUCGCCGUCAUCCCGCCGGCGUUGCUGAGCCUCAAGGAUCGUGUCCGAGGCUUUACGAAUGCGACGGCGGCCUAUAUGUUGGAUCCGCUCAAGACGUACGAGGAACGACGCCUGCUCAACACCUGGUCCGAGUCGGAGAAGGAGGUCUUUCGGGAAAAGUACCUUUUGCAUCCCAAGAAUUUCUCCUACAUUGGCCUGAGUCUGGAAAGGAAGUCCGUCGCCGACUGCGUCCAGUUUUAUUAUCAGAGCAAGAAGCAGGCAAGUUUUGUGAACUACAAGCAGCUAGUGAGAAAGACACGAGUGCGGACGAGAGCACGAGCGCAGGGUGGCGGCGGAGGGGCGGCUGGUGGCGGUGGCAGUGGCGGCGGCGCCAAGGUGGGUUCAGCUGCUGUGGGUAGCGCAGUAGGUGGCACCGGGUCCCAGCAACAACCCGAGGGUGCCGUUUCGGUCCCUGGUGUCACGACGAGAGCAGCUCUCCAGGCCGCCGCCGCAGCUGCAGCACAGCAACAACUCCAGCGUUUUAUUGGCGGCGGUAGUGGGAAAGAGUCGCGACGCGUCGGUGGCGCCGGUGGUAGAAACAGCACCGCUGCUGCUCGUGCUGCUGCUCGACAGGACACUGAUUCCUCCGACGAUGAAGACGUUGCUCUCAACGAAGGAAAAGGCGGUCCUCACACGUGUGUGGUUUGCGAAGCGAGUCUGGAGCACUUCGGACAAUCGAGAGCCGCCAAGCCGUCGGAUCUGGUGGCACACGACUUGAAGCCAGAGGCGGUGACGGCGAAUGCGCGGAUUUGCACUGCGUGUCGGUGUCGAUGGGUGCGACGGCGGCACGUGCCGACGUGUCCCGUGUUGUCGUGCACGAAGCCCAAGUGGCGCGUGAAAGGGCUGCGGCAUUUGCCGCCGCGCUGGAACCAAGUGGCGGCUUCAGUGCGCGAAGCCGUGGCCAAAGAGCUCCAGAUUCCCGACUCGUGUACGAAAUGCUGUGCCGCGUGUUUCAAUAGGUUCGUCGGUUAUUGCACUGUGGAAUUUCCUGAUUAUCAGGGGAGAGUUCUAAAGAUUGCUAGGAAGAUUGGAUCGCAAGAUUCCUCAGGAACCGCGACGCCGGCACGAACAGAAGACAAUUCUACCGUGACGGCAACAACGACGACCACGAGCACCGUCGUCGCCGCGGGGAACAAGAAGCCGCAGCCGCCCACUUCAGAGCCGCCGAAAGCCGGAGACAGUGUUGAGCAGGAAGACGCGGAUGAGACGGAAGAAUGGCCGUCAAGUGAUGUCGAAAAGCUUAAAACUUUGUUGGCUGAACACGGAAUGAAGUGGGAGACGAUUGAGAAAGAGUUGGGUGGCGAAGGAGCGGGAAGAAGCGCCGAAUCCUGUAGGAAAUUUUAUAAUGCCAACAAGGACCGACUGGAAUUGUCGUCCAUCGUGGCGGCACACAGAAAGAAACAGAAAGAAGACGGUUUGCUUCCUCCGUCUGUCACAGACGAAGAAGAAAGUGGUAGUUCGACGAGCUCGGCUGACGAAACGGUGUCGGCGUCGGACUCGUCUCGACCUCAGAACUCCGCGCCGGAUCAGGCCUUGUCGCCGACGCUGACGUCGAUUUUGGGCAAAGAGCGCGGGAUCGGAAGCCCGGGCAUCGUGAACAUGGCGACGAGCAUCGGGCCAAGAAACCUGGCCACUGCCAACUGGGCCCCGACUUCGUCUGCCGCGACGGUUUCUGUCCCUGCAGCGAGGACUUGUGAUGACGUCGGAGGAGGACGUAAGUCUGACGACGACAGUGGGAAUGAAGCGGAUGAACGCGGUGACCGGGACGCCGCUGCUGACGACGAGGAAGACCGGAGGAGAAAUGAUUCGUUGCCCCAACCCCCGCCGAGGCAGCUGCAAUCCUCCACUUCGGUGUGUCCGCCUCCAGCUCACAGUAAUUCGAAGCCGACAGUCAGACCGCCGGAUAUGUUGAGGGAAGGAGACGCAACGGGCCGGGGACAGAUGUCGCCAGCUGCGGGGCAAGUAGCCACUGCUUGUGGAGGUGGUGUUGGGGUUGGUAGUAAGUUCCCUGCUGCGCCCGGCAGCGUGAUGAUGUCGGGCUCCAUCACGCACGGCACGCCCGUCAGCCACGGGCCGCCACUUCCGGCGGCGCCCGUUGCGCGGUUCGACGCCGUUCCCGGAAGUCCCUAUUUGCACCAUUCGUCAUCGUCGUCGUCAUCUGUUGGAAGUAGGGGUUACCCUGGCCCACAUCACCCGCACCCGGGCCACCCGGGUUUGCCGCCUCAACAACAACAACAGCAGCAGCAGCACCACGGGCCACCGGGCAGCGAACGUGACCACCCAAGCAGUGCAGGCAGUGGGAGCAUUUCCAACAGAGACCUCAUAAUGAGUGACUUUAUCACUUCCCAACACAUGGCUGGAAGUGGACGAAGACACGCGGAAGGAGGGCCAGGGAAGCCGGUGCCGGUGUCGCCGAGAGAAGGACAGGUGGGACGUUCUCCGUGUCCGUCGCCGAUGUCAGCGGGUGAACGUCCUCCGCCGCGGUCGUCACCGCUGGCGGGAUCCGCCGUCGACCUCCGGGACGCGGGUGGCCGAAUGCCGCCUAGGCCGGGGGACACCCGCUACAUGGUCUAUGGAUAUGGGCCUUAUGGAGGGGGCCAGCCACCGUAUCAGCCGCCGUUCGGAGAUCGUUACCCUCCGCCUCAGGCCGCCAUGCUCAAGCGGGAACAGGCGCCACAUCCGCCUCCGCCAUCUCACCACCACCAGAGCCCCUUGGAUACACUCGUUGAUGUUGCUGUGGCGCAGCGAGACGGCGGCGGUUCCCGUGACCGCGAUCGAGACGCUGAAGAUGAUCGCGAAGGACUGGAACGAGCCAUGGCGGAGAAUGUGCACAAGAAUCGUUUGGCGUACUUGCCGCCUCCGCAUCCGCAACAGCAGCAGCAACCGCCUCAACAUCCGGGUCAUCAUGGUAUGCAUCGAAGCGUGGGCGACGAGCAGCAGGACAUGAGAAUGGCUGAUCGGUACCCGCACCAGAUGAUGAUACCUAGGUUCCCGCCGAGUUAUGGUGGCCCGCCGCACGCGCCGCCGUCUUCCGCUUCUGGCGACCGAUAUCGCAUGCCACCUGGUGGGAGUCGAGAACAGCUGUUUGCACAGGACCAUUUUGAGCGUAGGAUGAAACAGCAAGACUCGGGUAGUCCAGCUGGCGGCGGACCAAAACCGCCGCCCCCGGGACGUUCGGGAGGCGCCUACCAUCCUCAUCACCAUCCAGCGGACGACGAUUCCUCGAUCGGCAAUGUUCGUGGGCCGCCAUUCCCGCACGGAUUCGUCGGCGACCCGCAGCGUGUCGGGAACCCACUGCCGCCGCCGCCGCAACAACAGCAGCACCCGGGUUCUUCGGGAUCGGGCCCACCACGAGGAGGUGCCAGCGCCUCGCAACAGCAGCAGCAGCAUCAGCCGCCUUCCUCUGGAGAGUCAACCAUCACGGCGGCGAACUUGAUUGACGCCAUCAUCACGAAGCAGAUCAGCAUGGAGAUGACGGCGGAGAACGCGGAUUUGCAGAAGAACUCGGACGAAUUCUUCCGCAAGUACGGACAGCCGCCGCAGAUGUCGCCGCAGCAGUUGUCGCGGACGCCGACGCCGACUUCUGGUGGUGGUGGCGGCGGCGGUGCUGGUGGUGGAUACCCACCUUAUGGUGGCAGAAGAGGUGAACCUGUGGGUGACGACGACGACGACCCGGGUGCGGGUGGCAAAAGAAACGGCAUGAUGUCCAUGAUGAGAGGGAUUCCCGGUGGUAUGAUGCCGCAAGGAAUGUCUCCUCAUCACGCUGGAUUAGGACGUCCAUCUGCACCGCCGUCGUCGCAGCAGCAGCAGCAGAUGCGGGCCAGGGCUGCGGUUGUUGGUGUCCCUGAAAUGCGAAGACCUGUCCCGUUGCCAGCGGCUCCUAGUCGACCAGAACCGUAUCAAGGCCACCUGCCUUGGAAGCUGAAGAACAAGGCGUACAAUACGGAGUCACACCUACACCAGCCACCGGCCAUUAGUCCGUCGGAGAUGCAUCCUAGGUCGCAGCAGCAGCAGCCGCCGUCGAGACCGCCGUCGUCGUCGUCGGGACCGCCGACUUCUUCCUCAUCGAGUGGCGGCGAUAUUCUCGCACCGGACGAGAGGCACAUUAUUCGAGUACCGACUCAGUCUCAGCAGCAGCAACAGCGAUUGCAAGAGCAGCAAAUGCGAGGCCAACAGGUGUCGCCGCCGACGUCGUCUGCGCAGGAAGAGGCUGUCGCUCGAAUGCAGCAACGAAUGCCGCCGCAGUCGUCGCCUGGCCAGCAAAUGCGGCCAGGUUCAGGAGGCUACAGUAAGCAGCAACAGGAGGCCAUGUCACCGCCGCCGUCGCAUCAUCAUCAUCCGCAUCCUCAUGCGCACAGACACCAGCUUCCAGGGCCGCCACCGUCGCAGCAGCAGCAGCAACACCAUCACAUUCCGCAGCAUCACAUGCAGUCCGGCCCGAGGUUCCACGGUGGGCCAUCUCCUGGCCCAGGCGGCCCACCGCCACCGCAGUCCAAGUGCGCCUUUGACGAGUACGUGUGCAACAGGAUUACGGAAGUGAUGCGGACGUCCGAAGACGGGGCAGAGGAUUUGGCUGCUCACGGUUCCCAAAGAUGUGGAAGCCAGCAGAUGCAACCGCCGUUGGCGCCGCUGGUGGUGGACACUCAUUCGCAGCACCCUCAUCAGCAAUCGCAUUCUAGGCCGGGUUCGGGUGGACAUCAGCACCAGCCGCAAGAGUCGAGUCCUGGUGGACUCAGGAGGCCCAUGUCCCAUCCACCACCGGUGUCACCGCACCAACAACACCCCUACCAUCCCCACCACCACCCGAUGCACCAUUCCCAGUACAGGGGGCCAUCCAACACCCCUCCAGCUGGCCCACCGCCUGUUUCUGCUCCCGGAAAUUUGUUUCAACGACCGAUGAUGAGCUCUAGCAGCAACCGUCCGGGCAGCACGGAGGCGCCCAGCCCUGGACGGCCCGUGUCGUCUUUCAGCGCCUCCCAACAGCCGCCGCCGCGACGACGUCCGCCUACCGACGGGCCAGAAGACGGCGACGACGUGACCGGAUCCGACGGCAGUAAGAAGCCACGCAUGGACUACCAACAGCACCAGUUCGUCGGGUCGUCGCAGAGCAAGUACGAGCCGUUGUCGGACGACGACGACGACAACCGACGGGAUUUGGGGGCUGGUGGCCCCUCAGCGAACAAGUGAAGCGACAUCUAGGAACGGUGUGUCGAAAUUGCAGAGGCUCAAGGAGAGGGGGGUUGAACCGUUGUUUUUGAAAUGUUCCGACGUUGAUUUGCGAUUUUGAAUUGAUUUUUUUCGGGGCUUUGAAUCCGUUUCGUCGUGAAUUUCGGAUGUAUUGGUUGAUUGAUUUUUUUUAUUGAUUUGAAGCGCGCGAUACGACUGAGUUUACCGGUCGUUUGUUUGAAUCUUCAUUUGCGGUUGGAAUUGACGAGUUGGUGUGUUUUUUCUCUCUUUUUUUUUAAACGUCGUUGCUGAGCGUGAAGCAAAGGGAACAUCGUGUUGAUAUUUACUGCUGUUGCCGGACUGGAAAAAGGGUCUCGAAGUUUGUUGAUUCUUGAGCAAAAGACGAGAAUGUUGUGUGGAUCAUGUUGAAAGAUUUGCGAAUUGAAUGGAGAAUAAGAAUUCGGAAUUUUUGUGCCGGGUCCAUGGCUGGAA
Molecule: messenger RNA, 6129 nt
Organism: Notodromas monacha
Lineage: Eukaryota; Metazoa; Arthropoda; Ostracoda; Podocopida; Cyprididae
Source: the annotation of a GenBank genome assembly